AUGUCAGCUACUCCAGCAAUCCGAACUGUUGUCGGCGACGACUCGACGAGCCAAGAGGCUCAAGACUGCAUCCACCAGUUCCCCAUUAUCUUUAUCAACCUUGGAGGCGUGGCUAAGUUGCAUAUUGGUAUGAAAGGUAGCGCCCAAGAGCUUCAUUCAUCCAUCUUGUUCAGCUGGAGUGAUGAUGGAGAAAUAACACGCUAUGGUGACUUCCAAUUGACCAUGGACAAAUUCCGACAAAUCCCCGAUUAUUUCAUCUCGAGAGCAGAAGAGAUUUGUGACAAGCUGAUGUUUGACAUCAAGCCUGACAUUGAUCUAGCAGCGAUAAAGGAUGACAUGGUCAAUAUGUCGAGCGGAUAUUCGUUUGUGAAACAUCCAGCGAAUCAUCUUGAUAAAGCCUACUUGGACCUGCUUUACUCAGGAUAUGCUUCUCGGGAGACAAGUUACGAAGCUGGAGGAGAUGCUUGCUGGGGGCCUCUACACAGCAUGUGGUCAAACUCCGCGAGCGCGUGA
Fusarium mangiferae is the source of this 513-nucleotide messenger RNA. RefSeq lists its product as uncharacterized. The coding region runs from base 1 to 513 and encodes 170 amino acids. The record is from RefSeq and is a predicted model, not a curated record. The transcript is spliced from 2 exons. NCBI's taxonomy places the organism in Eukaryota, Fungi, Ascomycota, Sordariomycetes, Hypocreales, Nectriaceae.